AUGUCGCAGUCCAUAGAUUAUGAAUGCAUCCGUGUUCCCGUGACAGCCUUAGCCUUCUGCGACCAAUAUCUGUUUGCAGCAGAAGGACCUUUUCUUCAAUUAUUUCAUCACAAGUCAUCCAAGUUAACAGCCUCUCAACAAAUCUUUCGGAAGCAAGCAAUUCAUGGCAUACUGAUUUGUUCGCAAUCAGACUCUUCUAUCGUACUUCUAAUUCACGGAGGCUGCUACGUUCGUCUUUUGAGGCUACAUUUCUCGAAGCUCGAUGACACCAGGAAAGGCAGUCUUCCUCAGGAAGAGUUCGCAAUCUUUCAUCUAUCUCUAGUCUUGAAAUGUCCCGACUGGAUACUUGACGUUCGUCUUGCACCUAGUAGUAUCUCAACUUCUUCAACUCUCAUCGAGCGACGGACUGUGGCCGCAAUCACUGCACAUAAUGCGCUUCUUCGAUUGAACUUAAAAUUUGAACCAUCUUCAACGCCUACAGCUACAGAUACUCUAAGUGCCUUGGAAAUCCAUCUAGACGAGCUCACUGCGAGCUCUAGGUGUAUCUUAUACGCGGCCCAUCUAUCAUGGACAUCAGCCAAUCACAUUUUGAUAGCUGCAGGAACGGCCUUUGGCGAGAUACUCGUGUGGUCAUGGUCAGAGUCGCACGAAAGCUCAUCAAGCGCCCAAUUGCAUCACGUAUUCACAGGCCAUGAGGGCUCGGUCUUCGGCGUCCAGAUAUCCGAGAAGCUGGUCUUAGAAGACGAUACCAAGGUUAAGCGGUUACUCGCUAGUUGUAGUGAUGAUCGCUCAAUACGCAUUUGGGAUAUCUCCGAGCUUCCUAUUAUCAACACGUUGGACUCGCCACAUGAACGUGAGACUGGCUUCGGAGCCAAUCUGCCAAUCACAGGAGAAUCCGAUCAGCUUUGUCUGGCCAUCGGCUGGGGUCAUAGCUCCCGAGUUUGGACAGUUCAGUUUCUCAAACCAGGGUGUAUUGCUGGCCAUAGUGUCGACGCUGUUCAGAUGAUAUCGACCGGAGAAGAUGCAACCUCAAGAAUAUGGGAUCUGGUACCUAAGGAAACUCAUAGUAUCGUUCCUGACACUUCGACACUCCCCUUUAAUCUCAAAGAAAUAAGAUCCGCAGCAUUCCACACAGGCAAGAAUAUGUGGUCCUUAUCGCUGGACUACUCGAGAGAACAACUGAGCCAGAUUGUGACUGGAGCCGCAGAUAGCAAGAUCAUUAUGUAUUUCCCGGAUGCAAAAACGGUCUCCACAACAAAUACAACCUUUGAUGACAAUCAGACAAUGGAAGAUAUUGUUGGGAGCAUCCAGUCCUCUAAAAAGACCGACAUCUUUCGCAGCUACAGUUUUAUUGCUCAGAGAUUAGUUCUACUCACGACUAAUGAAGGGAGGGUAAUCACAAGGCAAACAGAACUUAGCUCGCCUCCCGCCCGUGUUUCCGUGCGACACGACGGAGGGGGCCAUGGCGUGGAAGGGAGCAGCAGUCCUCCCGUGGAUGUCUCUAAGUCUCUAGUCAGUGAGAAUAGGAUAACGUCUUUAUCGUUCCACCAGAUACCGACCCUCAAAGGGUAUUCAAUCACUGCCAGUUUGGCAUCUCACGAGAUUGCAUUCUUUGCUGGCACUACAGGAGACGUAUAUGCUAUUCCGAAGUCUUCUAGCCCAAAACACAUCUACUCGGCAGGUAGGAAAGUAGGAGGCCUGUUCCCGCAUAAGGCUCUCCGUUGCGACAAAGAGAGCUUUUAUCUUUUAGUCACUUUGAUAGGGGGACCACAAGCCACCCUUCUCCUGCUUAGCCCCUCCAAAUCCGAGAAUAUCAAGGCUACACCCACCAUAUCUGGGCUGGAAGCGGGAGAAGAUUCGUCCAAUCAAUCGCCCGCAAGUGAGCGGGAUUCCGGGUUGCUCUUCAGCGUAGUAGAGGAGAUACCCUUAUCCAUACCAGGACAGUCAAGCUUUGUGGCCACCAGCACGACUAUUGCACAGACUCAGGGAGCUGGAACUGAAGAAUACAUGUUUGUCGGAAGUCGAUCGGGAUCGGUUGCGUGCUACGCCCUUCCAGCUACCCCAAGAGACACAGAAAGAAGUGAUUCCUUGCUAGCACCCUUGGUUGACGUGCUGCCAAACGUCCAUGGAAAAGAAACAGUCACUUCGAUGAUUUGGAAGUCCUCCGCCAAUGCCGAAGAGCCAACGUCCUCUGGCUAUUUGAUCUCUGUUGGUAGAGACGGCUCGUGCGCGGCUCAUCAAGUCGACUUCGAAAGCGGACAAGCAAAGUUAGUUCACAAGACGAACCUCCCGUUCGGCCCAAACAUUGAGGGGGUUUACGUUCGAAAUGAAAAUUUGAUGGUCUAUGGCUUCCGAGGUACCCAGUUUAUCCUCCUCGACGAAAGUAAUGAAGAAGAGGUCAUGACAGUCGAAUGCGGAGGUGCUCACAGGAACUGGGCCUUUGACCCUAGUCCUUCAGGCCCUGGCGGAACUCUUGUCUGGACCCAAGCAGCCAACAUGAGAGUAUGCCAUCGCGGCGAAGCAUCACACAAGGUUCUUCGGAGUGGCGGGCAUGGACGGGAGAUCAAGGCCGUUGCCGUUUCGCCGCAUAUUCCGAACAAUGACGGAUCCAUACAGCUGAUUGCAACCGGCGCUGAGGAUACCGACAUCAAGAUCUUUGAGUAUACAUCCCAUGGACUGACAUCAGCGUCUCUAUCCAGCCUCCGAUGUCUACGGACGUUGCGGAAGCACAUGACUGGUAUACAGCACCUAGCAUGGUCCGAGGAUGGCAAAUAUCUCUUUAGCAGCGGUGGCCGUGAAGAGUUCUUCGUAUGGCGUAUCCGUAUGCUUCCAAUUAUUGGUGUAGGUGUCGUCUGCGAGGCUGUCUGCGAGUCGGAAAGUGACGUACCAGACCUGCGCAUAAUGAGCUUCUCGGUACGCAAGCAGAGUGUGGAGGAUGUUAAAAGACCAGGGAGGCAAUAUGUCAUCUCGAUGGCAUAUUCAGACUCCACUAUCAGAAUCUACUCGUAUAUACCCUCCUCGCCCUCUCCAUGGAGUCUCCUUCACACUGGAGUCUACCUCACCUCAUGCCUCACUCAUUCCAUUUUCCUCUCGCCCCAGAUACUCCUCACAUCAGGAACUGAUGGACACGUUGCAUUCUGGGAUUUUUCAUCUGACCCUCUCAUCCACUCCUCGCGCACUAAGAUCCACCAAAACACGGCCAAAACGCUUGCAUACCAGCCCAUAUCGCCCGAAAUCACACUACUCGUCACAGGUGGCGAUGAUGGAGCACUGGGCGUCACGCUCAUCCGCUUAACUGCUGAGCCUUCGUCGCCAAACGUGUCGACACUCCUGGUCCCACGCGCCCACACAGCCGCUGUGACGGCGUGUGCUUUCCUGCCUACCGUUCCAACUAUGAUUCGAGCAGAUGCUGACUCGGAUCAAUCCCUUGCGCGGGAGUUGCAGCUCGUCACGUCGGGCACUGACCAGCGAGUUAUCUUGUGGAUUAUCAGCAUCGAUUGCACUCAGCCAGGCGUUGAAGGACUAGACGUAAGGAAUGCUGGUAAAAUAGAUACAGCUGUGGCGGACGUUGCAGAUCUUGCUAUUCUGGAUGCUGACGGAGGGAGAGGCGUGGGUGUGGUCGUUUGUGGAGUUGGGAUGCAGGUGUUCAGGAUCAGUGCUCUGGGGGGUUGAGACAUAGCUCUGAUGCUUCAUUGUGUUGAAUGAUGCGCAAUCUGCGCGUCUGAUUCAGAUGGUAUAAAAACUCGUUUGACUAGUCCAAGUUCUCCAUGCUUGAAGGAGAGCU
Mytilinidion resinicola is the source of this 3784-nucleotide messenger RNA. RefSeq names its product WD40 repeat-like protein. The record is from RefSeq and is a predicted model, not a curated record. The transcript has 4 exons. Gene Ontology annotation, molecular function: protein binding. Lineage: Eukaryota; Fungi; Ascomycota; Dothideomycetes; Mytilinidiales; Mytilinidiaceae. Gene Ontology annotation, biological process: tRNA methylation. Gene Ontology annotation, cellular component: cytoplasm. Bases 1 to 3672 code for a protein of 1223 amino acids.